GUGCGGUGGUAUUUAAAGCAUUCAUAUUUGUCGUAUUUAUUCUAACCCGGUCAUGUUUUAAGCGCUUUUUUGUUUGUUGUGCUGAGGAAGGACACUCGGGGGAGCGGCAAGAACGGAAGGAAUUUACGACGUACGACUGUCAAUGACGCACUGACCAAGCCUUUCUCACCGUGUGUGUAUUGUACUUGUCCAUACUUGUGGAUGAGUGUGACGUCAGCCAGGAGCUGAGGCCGUGUAAAAUAUGCAAAUGUCAAUAAAGUAAAUUGAUGUUAAAAACAAAUUAACCUCUUGGAAAUGAAAUAUCUGAAUGCUUUUUGGUUGCAUCCAUAGAUUUACAUACAACGCCAAUUCGUUGUCGAGCAGUGCUGCACCUAAAUGAACUGACUAAACUUCAUUAAGCUUCUUUUUAAAAAGUCCUAUAUCUUAAUAGGCUAUGUAUUGCCUCCGUUAAUAAAUUAUUUAUCCUUCCAAAUUUCACAUGAUCGAGAAAAGGCGCACAGUUGCACCUUCGCCACAUUCAAAAUGGCAUUUGACGUACGAAGUUCCCGGAUGUAAAGUAGCCAACGCUAUCUUAUGACGUCACUUACGCGACCAAUUUCAUUUGUUUCUCUUUUCCCUGUCCCAACUUGAUUCAGCAUUCACGCUGACAGGUUAAUAUUAAGAUCGCCAUGAGGACAAUCGCUAAUACACAUUCGUGAAUCAUUUACUUUUAACAACCCGGCGACCCAAAAGCGAUCAUGAAGCUGCUUCACAGAGACAUUGAAAAAGACAACGCCGGUCAGGUGACGCUCAUUCCAGAGGAAGCAGAGGACAUGUGGCACACCUACAACCUACUUCAACAGGGAGACAGUCUGAGAGCUUCUACCAUAAGAAAAGUACAGACAGAAUCCACUACUGGGAGCGUGGGCAGCUCCAGAGUUCGGACCACCUUGACGUUAUGCGUGGAGACCAUUGACUUUGACACGCAGGCCUGCCAGCUGAGAGUAAAGGGCACCAAUAUCGAGGAGAACCAGUAUGUGAAGAUGGGGGCUUACCACACCAUCGAGCUGGAGCUCAACCGAAAAUUCACCCUGGCCAAAAAGAGUUGGGACAGCGUGGUCUUGGCCCGAAUCGACGAGGCAUGCGACGCCACGCAGAAGGCCGACGUGGCGGCGGUGGUGAUGCAGGAGGGCCUGGCCAACCUGGUGCUGGUGACUCCCGCCAUGACGCUUCUCCGCGCCAAAGUGGAGCUCACCAUUCCCCGCAAGCGGAGGGGGAGCUGCACGCAACACGAAAAGGCUCUCGAGAGGUUCUACGAAGCCGUCAUGCAGGCCAUACUUCGCCACAUUAAUUUUGACGUGGUCAAGUGCAUCCUGGUGGCCAGCCCGGGCUUCGUGAAGGAUCAGUUCAUGACGUAUCUCUUCAAAGAGGCCGUGCGGCAAGACAACAAGCUGCUGCUGGAGAACAGACCCAAGUUUAUGAUGGUCCAUUCGUCGUCGGGUCAUAAGUACUCGCUUAAAGAAAUCCUCUCCGAUCCUACUGUGACGAACAGGCUGUCCGAUACGAAGGCUGCAGGAGAAGUGAAAGCCUUAGAGGAUUUCUACAAAAUGCUGCAACACGAGCCCGAUAGAGCUUUUUACGGACUGGCUCACGUGGAGAGAGCGGCAGAAGCCCUCGCCGUCGACACUUUGUUGGUCAGCGAUAAGCUCUUCAGGCAUCAAGACGUGCCCACAAGGGCGCGCUACGUUCGCUUGGUGGACAAAGUGAGAGACAGCGGUGGAAAUGUCAGAAUAUUUUCAAGUCUUCACGUAUCAGGGGAACAACUGACUCAACUGAGCGGAGUGGCGGCCAUCUUGAGGUUUCCAAUUGCCGACGUUUCCGAAGGCGAAGAUGACAGUAGCUCGGAUGACGACUGAAUAAUGAAAUAUGGCGGAUUAAAAAAAAAAGUUGUAAAUAUAACGUGUUUUACGCUUCGUUUUUCAUGUUUUUGUCAGACGGAU
Molecule: messenger RNA, 1979 nt
Organism: Corythoichthys intestinalis (scribbled pipefish)
Lineage: Eukaryota; Metazoa; Chordata; Actinopteri; Syngnathiformes; Syngnathidae
Gene: pelo
Product: pelota mRNA surveillance and ribosome rescue factor
Exons: 13
Coding region: 738-1895 (385 amino acids)
Biological process (GO): nonfunctional rRNA decay; RNA surveillance; nuclear-transcribed mRNA catabolic process, no-go decay
Cellular component (GO): cytoplasm
Source: RefSeq, a predicted model, not a curated record